AAAAAACAAUUACGAAAUAAUUUGCCGACAUAAAGAAGAAAUCAUGCUUAAAAAUUCUUUGCAAAACAGCAAUCCUGGAUCAGAUAAGAAUGCUGAGGAAGACUCUAUAACCAGGCUAUCUAACAAACCUGGUCCUGAUGAUUCAUGGCCUACAUCAUCUAGCCAAGUCUUACAUUUUGGUACCAAGUAUCAAGUUCCAUUAAAGGUUGAAGAAAAAAAGAAGCACAGAGGAAGUGACAUGGAAGUAUCAGAAAACAUACAUGGUGCUGCGGCUGCUGGAUUAAUUCCACAAAGACAGAAUGGAAAAACUGAUAACCAUCAAUUGCCUAUUACAGAAAAUAAACAUUCUGAUAGAAGGAAGGAGCUGAAAUGGAUUGGUUGGAGGGAACUUGGUUUACAUAUGAAGAAGUUAAAGAAAGGUGAAAAUGAAAAAGGGACAUCAAAAGGAUCUGUGAUCACACCAGUGUUGCAGAAGGCAGAUGCCCUAACUGGUGGUCCACUACAAAAGAAUGAUGGCAGCCAUUUCAGUGAAAAGGAUCAGCAUGAAAGCAGACCUGCAAAGAAAAUUUCUAAGAAAAAGAACAAGGUCAAAAAGCAAAUUACCUCUAUGGAUGACCUUGUUGACUUCAUUCAGUCAUCUGAAACAGCUUCAGAGCAUUGUGAGUUGCCUUACUCUAAGAAUUUCAUGUUGCUGAUUGAACAACUUGGCAUGGAUUGUAAAG
Molecule: messenger RNA, 722 nt
Organism: Prionailurus viverrinus (fishing cat)
Lineage: Eukaryota; Metazoa; Chordata; Mammalia; Carnivora; Felidae
Product: ankyrin repeat domain-containing protein 26-like
Exons: 9
Source: RefSeq, a predicted model, not a curated record